This is a messenger RNA of Copidosoma floridanum, 6751 nucleotides long. RefSeq names its product insulin-like receptor-like (gene InR-2). NCBI's taxonomy places the organism in Eukaryota, Metazoa, Arthropoda, Insecta, Hymenoptera, Encyrtidae. Gene Ontology annotation, cellular component: plasma membrane; axon; insulin receptor complex. Gene Ontology annotation, biological process: positive regulation of kinase activity; glucose homeostasis; cell surface receptor protein tyrosine kinase signaling pathway. The record is from RefSeq and is a predicted model, not a curated record. Gene Ontology annotation, molecular function: ATP binding; insulin receptor activity; insulin receptor substrate binding.
CAGGUCACCAUCAGCUGCUCCUUCAGAGUUGAUCAUCAUCCUGUCAAUAAAACAAAGCUGUUUCGAGCUUUUAGAGGUUCCACUGCUGUUCCAUAAAGAACGAGUUGGAUGCUGAUUGCACCACAGUUCGAGUCGUUCUCCAAAAUUGACUGACUCUUGAACACUCAUUCGUCAUUAGAGCUCGAAGGAUACACAGAGCAAAGAAUGCACCGACAUCGUCCUCUGAACGAGCCACCUUAAGCACCAAAAGCGAUAAGCCAUCGAAAUAAAAACCUGGAGCUCACGAAGAACCCCCCGAGAAAAUACAGAGCGGGAUGCCCCGAUUCAGGCGCCAGCUACUCCUCGAGCACCGGGACUUCAAAGUCGACGAGGACCCUCGCGGCCUCUUCCAGCGGCAGCGGAUGCUCUGAAGUGCCGGGAGCCAUGCCAGCCGAUCGAGAGUCACCUCAGCGCGCCACUGACGGCGAAUCUAUCGCGAUGACCUCAAAGCCGGUGGACGCGUGCGGUGAGUGCCGUCGCUCGCGGUGUCCGGACGAUAAUCCAGGGCGUCGUCCCAAAGGGGAAGAACAGAGGCAUCGGUGCCUCGACGGUGGGGGGGUAGUGCGGGACAACUCGCGGUGUUUUUGCGGCUGUUGCGACGGUGAUCGUGCGCGACAGCUGCAACAGAGGACUUUUGUGCACAGCGGUGGUAGUUGCGGUGCCACGAGGUGUCGUUGUGGAAGCGGUGGUGGUAAUAAGGACGAUGACAACGGGGAGAGGCUUGGCUGUGCUGCCAGUGUCGUCAGAUGGAGACCCGGACGCGGGGGUGGUGACGGUACGACGACGGCGAGGAGCAGGUGGUGGUCGUUUCAAAGGGGAAUCGUGGUCGCGUUGCUCCUGCUGAUGCUGAGUCUGGGCCCGGUGAGCGCUAGUUUUCACAAGGCGCUCAACAAGGCUGUGACUGAGGAUCCCCCGGUGACGACUAAAAAUAUUACGACGCGAGUGUGCCAAAGUAUAGACAUAAGGAACAGGGCGACCGAGUUCGAUAAGCUGACGGGCUGCCGGGUCGUCGAGGGCUUCAUUCAGAUCCUCCUGAUCGACGAGCCCAACCACGCGGUUUUUGACAAGAUCAUCUUUCCGGAACUCGUGGAAAUCACUGGGUAUCUGUUGCUCUUUAGAGUACCAGGAUUGCGAAGCAUCGGCCAAUUGUUUCCAAACCUGGCAGUGAUAAGGGGCAGCCACAUACUGUACAACUAUGCCCUGGUGGCCUUCGAGAUGGAGGACCUGCAGGAGAUAGGAUUGUACUCGCUGACCGACAUCGUGCGUGGCUCUGUGCGCAUAGACAAGAACAAGAGGCUCUGCCACGCCGAUACCAUCGACUGGGACAUGAUAGCGCAAGCAGGCAAGGGCGAGAACUACAUCGGGACGAACAAACCGUCGAACGAGUGUCCGGUUUGCGACAAGAGCUGCCCGGAGAGGCCAACGAAGCCCGACGAGAGACUGUGCUGGAACCAAAUGAAAUGCCAAAAAAUAUGCAGCAAGUGCGGUGAUCGCACGUGCACCCCGAGCGGUGAGUGCUGCCACGAGUCGUGUCUGGGUGGCUGCAACGGCGACACCGCGUUCAAUUGCACCGUUUGCCGGGACGUGAUGGUCAACGAGAAUUACUGCGUUAACAAGUGCCCGGAGGGCAUGUACAUGUAUCUGAGCCGGCGAUGCGUGACGGCCCAGCAGUGCCGCAUGAUCAGAAAACCCCGCGAGAUCGUCUCCGACAAGCGUUCCAAUCCCUACAAGCCCUUCAACGGCAAGUGCGAGAUCGACUGCCCCUCCGGCCAUGAGGAGGUCGUCAUCGAUGAUAAUUAUUCGUGCAAAAAGUGCAGCGGCCGUUGCUUCAAGGAGUGCCAAGGCACCGUAGUGGACAACAUGAACUCGGCCCAGAAAUUGCGCGGCUGUACCUUCAUCAACGGUAGCCUCGAGAUAGCGAUUCGCGACGCGACUAACGUCGUCAAGGAGCUCGAGAUAAGUCUCAGUCAGAUCGAGGUGAUAGCCGGCUACCUCCGCAUAUUCCGCAACUUUCCCCUCGUCUCGCUCAACUUUCUCAAAAGCCUCACCGAGAUACGGGGCAACCACCUCGACAUGAAGGAGUACAGUCUGGUCGUUCUCAACAACCCGAACCUCCAGGAGCUCUGGGACUUUACCAAUCGCUCGCGGCUCAACAUCUCGGCGAGGGCCGGCAACGAGCCCAAGGUGCUUUUCCACUACAACUCCAAGCUCUGCUAUCAGGCGAUUGAACAGCUGCGCGAGCAGACCGGGCUCAAGCCGUUCAGCGAGAUCGAGGUGUCGACGUCGAGUAACGGGGACCGUGCCUCCUGCAACAUCACGACACUCAAGAGCGAAGUUGUCAAUACCACCUCGAAAGUCGCCCUUGUCAUCUGGGAGGCGUUCAGGCACCACGACGCCCGCAAACUGCUCGGCUACACGAUCUACCUGAAGGACGCGCCCGUUCAGAACGUUACCCUCUACGAGUCGCGUGACGCCUGCGGUGGCGACGGCUGGCGCGUCCUUGACUUCAUAUCCGAAGACGAUACGACACCCUACAUGGUACCAGCCAACGCGCUUGAAGACCUCUCGACCAACGUCAACUCCACGGUGUACAACACCGACAAGAGCAACGUCACCCUUAAGAGGUUUCUAACCGAUCUGACGCCGCACACGCAGUACGCGUACUACGUGAAAACCUACAUGAUAUCGGGGGAGCGCUCGGGUGCCCAGAGUCCGAUCAAGUACUUCAGGACCCUGCCCGGUCAGCCAUCCCCCGUGAGAGCUCUCGCGGUUUACGCGAGCAAAAGUGACACCCUCGUGAUCGAAUGGCUACCACCCACCGAGCCCAACAGUGUACUCACGCACUACAAGGUCUCCGGCGUUCUCGACACCUACGACAUGAAUCUGUUCAAGUCCAGGGACUACUGCGAGGAGCCAAUCAGGCCGGAGUUCAAACUUCCCCAAGAUGUAGCUGCCGAGGGCAAGGAGAAGGCCCAAAAGGAGCUGCAGGCGUCCAAGGAGCCCGAGUCGGUUCCGUGCUCUUGUGCCAAGGCGGCUCCUGUCCAAUCGGAGAACGACGUUUACACGACUAUCGCUUUCGAGGACGCGCUGCACAACCAGGUCUACGUCAAGCGCAACAGCCGGCGUAGGCGCGACACUUUUCCCACGAGCUUCAUGCUCGAGAGCGUGAGGGCGAAGCGCGGCAUCAACUCCUUGCAGGAAAAGGACGUGAUAAGUCACAACAAGAAAACCGACGAUCUCGAGACGAAGAAGCGCGAUCGUACGGAUCUGUUGAAGAAACCGGCCGAAUCUGGUAUGAACGAUAACGGCAAGAGUUUCGUCUUCAUAGUGUCGGCUAAUCAGACGCGCCUCGUCAUACCCAAUCUCCGUAACUACGGCAAGUACCAUAUCGCGGUGUCGGCCUGCCGUGAUGCGAACACCAACAAGCUCGAGAAGGAAUGCUCGAACCAGGCGGUCAGGUCGUACCAGACGCUGCGCAAAAUGCUCGCCGAUGAUAUUCCGGCCGGCUCGUUACGGUUGAUCAAGUUGUUCGUCAACAAUUCGACCCCGAUGAUCAAGCUCACCUGGCAGGAACCGCCCCAUCCCAAUGGCAUCAUCGUCUCGUACAACAUCGAGUACAAGAGGGUCGACGUAUCUGGCCACAAGAAGGACACAUUAUGCAUAACGAGCGAGGAGUUCCUGAAGAACGGCCGAACGUUCACCAUGCCGACGAGCCUAGCACCUGGCAAUUACUCGGUGCGCGUGCACGCGACGAGCUUGGCCGGGCCAGGAACUCCCACGCCGAUCCACUACUUCGACAUACCCGAUUACUCCGUGAGCAUGCCCCUUUGGAAGUUCGUCUUGGUUUUAUUCUUGUGCACUUCCAUGGUCGUGGGCACUGCCUCGGGUGGCUUGUACUACUGCAACCGUAAGUUCUUGAACGGCCCCAACAACAACGGUAGCGUCAAGCUCAUCGCCACGGUCAAUCCGGAAUACGUGACAACGUACACGGCCGACGAGUGGGAGGUGCCGCGAGACAAGAUCGAGAUACUGAAGGAGCUCGGCGCUGGCUCCUUCGGCAUGGUGUACGAGGGCAUUGCCAGGGAUCUCGUCAAAGACAAGCCCGAGACCAGGUGCGCCAUCAAAACUGUCAACGAGAAUGCCUCCGAUAGGCAAAAGCACGAGUUUCUCAACGAGGCUGCUGUCAUGAAGGGCUUUCAGUCGCACCACGUGGUAAGACUGCUCGGCGUUGUGUCAGAGUCCAAGCCCACCUUGGUCGUGAUGGAGCUGAUGCUUUAUGGCGAUCUCAAGUCUUACCUGCGCAACCAUCGGCCUGACGAAGGCCACGAGGAGCCACCGCCGUCGUACGAGCGCAUCAUGCAGAUGGCGAUCGAAGUCUCGGAUGGCAUGGCCUACCUUGCCUCGCGGAAGUUUGUCCACCGUGAUCUCGCGGCGCGCAACAUCAUGGUCUCUGAGGAUCUGACCGUGAAGAUAGGAGACUUUGGCAUGACCAGGGACAUUUACGAGACGGAUUACUAUAGAAAGGGAACCAAAGGCCUGCUGCCCGUCAGAUGGAUGCCACCCGAGAGCUUGAAGGACGGUGUCUUUACCUCCAUGUCGGAUGUGUGGAGUUUUGGAGUGGUACUUUAUGAAAUGGUGACUCUGGCCUCGCAGCCCUACCAGGGCUUGAGUAACGAUCAGGCUUUGAAGUACGUGAUUGGUGGCGGUGUCAUGGAGCGACCGGAUAACUGUCCAUUGUACAUCUACGAGUUGAUGAGACAGACUUGGAUGUACAAGCCAAGUGAAAGACCGACUUUUAUCGAUCUCAUUGAGAAGCUUCUGGAAUACAUAAACGUCGAGCCUUUCAAGGAAGUCAGUUUUUACCACAGCUUGGAGGGCACAGAAGCCAAAAAUCACAACGAUCUGUACAAAGGCAAUUUAAGUAAAAUGGCGAUGGAAAACCAUCAGCGAGCAGUUAAAAGGAACCAACAGAUGAACAUGCUCGAGACGCACAGCGAAGCUCCAGAGGACGCGGGCGAGAGCUCGCCGUUGCGCCAGGAUUUCAACCAAGAUUUCUCAUCGUCGUUCGAUCCGUUGAACAACGGCAAAGCUACCACGGAAACGAGCAUAGCUCCAUUGAUGGAGAGCCACUACAGCAUGGAGCCAUUCGACUUCCACAAAACAGUCUCGAACUCGCCGCGCGCUCCUCUCGGUUUUCUGGACCUCGAUUCGUCGAAAACGCCACUGAAAGCCGGCUUCGAUGAUUUUGACGUCGUAUCUUCGGCCGCAGCCUCGCUCGCAUCCAGCAAGGACACCCUGAAUUUGCCCUUUGUCGAGGACAACGUCGGCUCGGUCAAGAGUUCCCCCUACAACCGCAAAGAGUCGUCUUCCCGUGGCAGCGUGAGCCAACGCUCGGCCAGUAGGACGUCGCUCAGUCCUCAGAGCCCCAGUAUUAUGGUUGGCCCGAGUAGUCCCGGAAACAGACCAAGCCCGUCGCUAGUCGCGAGCAGCCGGUCUGACCUCGAGUCGGAUAACCGCAGCCCGAAUUACGAGAACCACAGUCCCGAGCUCGUGCAAGGCUCGUCACAGUUUCACGGCAGCCGCACGAGCUUGCGAGUCGGUGGUAGCAACAGCGGCAGUAGCUUUCCCUCGAUGGAUACUCUCAACUCGAUCGAUCUAGCGAGCAGUCGUCGUCGUGGCACCAGCUCCUCGCCCUUGGCCUCGAUAACGACGCCGACGCCGCUGCUGACGGUCAAUAUGGAUUCUUUGUCUGUCAUUCAGCAGCGAGACGGCAAACAGCAGGAACUGGAACAGCCGGUCGUCCCGACGAGUUUAAACAAUGGGUACAUAAGCGGCGGACCGGCCACGUAGCCAUGCGUGCCGGCCGCCACCGCCGCCGGCAGCGUUCGCAAACCCGUCAGCACUUGAGGGCCCAAUCCUCUCGUAGUAGCCACCUUUUCCUAAUGCCGUUGAAUAGUAACGUAAACCCCCUCCUCGUUUCGGGAUGCUCGGUGCGCUCCUUAAAUAUUUCCUAUAUCUCGCAAUACUCGUGUAAAGCGGAUUUCUGUGUUGCUACGUGACUGACGUAAUAAUAGUAUGUAUAUAGCCUCGAUCGAUGACCGCAGCGUCAUGCUUGGGCUGAAUUUGACGAGUUUUCGGCUUUUGUAUACGAGUGAAUCCAAUAAUAUUUGGUGCAUCGGAAAGACUGAAGUCUAUUGCUGACUGUAAAAAAAAAUUGUUUAUUUUUCACGAAUAACUAUACAUACGCGCGCGCGCGUGUGUGUGCAUCUACAUGUACUAUAUAUACAUGACAAAUUUAGCUGAAGUUGGGCCGCUGAUUUUCACUCUUUCAACGAUGAAGCAAAAUACAAAAGAGACAUCCCGGUUUUUUUUUUAGACUCUCUUACUCUCGUUCUUUGUUUUUAUCGUAAUGUAAAGCGAGUACAGAGCGUUGUAUAUUGAAAUGAUGUAUUUUUUGAGUUGACUAUUGUAUGUACAAGGUUUAAUCAUUCUUACUUUUGGGGGAAAGACACGUACUUUUAAAAGUUUUCUAGAAUAUCACGGGAUCAGGAAGCUUAAUGAAUUCGAUUUGUAUCUUAUUGAAUUGUUUGAUGUUUAUGAAUUAUUUAAUUUUCGUUUUAUUAGAGUUUAAACUUUAUGUAAGUUUUUGAACGGAAACAAAAAAUAAUUUAUGAAAUUAAAAAUUUAUCGGAAAAUUAUGUUUAACCAUACA